AUGAAAAUAGGAAGAGAGAGAAAGGGGGAUAGGGAUGAAUUAAGAAAGAAUCGUGUGUUACUGGAAGCCCUAUCCACCAAAGGAUACAACAUAACAGCCUUAAGUGUCGAUAUAGACCCCCCUAGCGACUCCAAUCCUAUUCAUUAUAUACAUUUAGAAGGUGCUUAUGAAGCUUUAUACAAAAACCAGAAGAAGUUUGACUUUUUAGAAAUGGGCGCUCCAAAAGGUCUCCUUGGGGCUGUUACUGGUUUAUCAAUUAUCGAAGAUUAUUAUACAACGCUAUCAAAGGCUACACUAGAGUCUGAGGGGUUUAGGAAGUUGUGGGAGUAUCCGGAUGAUUUCAAAUUUGAUUUAAUCCUAUUCGACUACACGAUUCUUCCAACUCUCUUGGGAUUUGUUCAUAAAUUCAACUACCCCCCAGUGAUAGGCUUGAGUGCCUUUGCAAUGCCCCCAUGCACUAGAGAAGUUAACGGGAGCCCUAACUUUCCAUCAAUCGUUCCUUUCUUUUCGAGCAAGUUUUCAGAGGACAUGAACUUCUUGGAAAGAAGCUUUAAUACACUCUUGUAUUACACUGAACGAUUUUACAGGCGCAAGGCUCUAAAAAACUCCCAAAUGAUGGCAGAGAAAGUGUAUGGAUUAGAUUUUCCUUUCAUUGAGAAUUUGGAAGAAACAAUUGACUUGGUUCUGGUCAACAGUCACACCUCGAUGGAGGUCCCGAGUCCCAAGUUACCAGGUGUGGUGCACGUUGGUGGAAUGCAGAUAAAGGAGCCUCAACCGGUUCCAGAGGAUGGUAGAAGUAUGUUGAAACAAUCAUACUAA
Messenger RNA from Ctenocephalides felis (cat flea), 819 nucleotides. Its product is annotated as 2-hydroxyacylsphingosine 1-beta-galactosyltransferase-like. The coding region runs from base 1 to 819 and encodes 272 amino acids. Gene Ontology annotation, molecular function: UDP-glycosyltransferase activity. The transcript is spliced from 5 exons. The record is from RefSeq and is a predicted model, not a curated record. NCBI's taxonomy places the organism in Eukaryota, Metazoa, Arthropoda, Insecta, Siphonaptera, Pulicidae.